GCGCCACCGUUCUUCUGAGCGUGACGUAAAUCGUGCGCGCGUUUCCAUCGAUUUGUGCGCGCGCUACAUGAACCCGACCAACCCAUUACAUGAGCCAGUGUAGUUUUAGAUUUUCGGCGUUAAAAGGAGUUUUGUGGUUAGAAAUAAGCGAGUGAAUCAGGAUGUUUACUCCCCGCGGAGCCUCAGGCUCGGGACGCCGGCACACGGCGAGGACCGGCGGCAGGAAGAGUGUCAACACGCCGUCAGGGCUGCUGUUCUCCCCGCGCAGAGCUCCCCUCACUCCCAGCCGAGCGACUCCCACGCGGGUGCAGAGCUGUGCCACGGUGGACUCGGACCAUUUCGACGUGCAGACGUUCGGGUCGUCUCUACCUGUCAAAGUGAUGGAGGCUCUGACCAUGGCGGAAGUGGAUGACCAGAUCUCGGUGAAGGUGGAGGAAUCAGGCUGGGCGUGGAUGGUGUGUGGGGAGAGGCUGAUCAUUUGGAAGAUCUGUCAGACUGCAGUAGCGAAGCUGUCUGUGUGUAAGGACCUGCAGUUAUCCCCCAGUGAGUACGCCUACAGCGCUGAUCUCAUCUCCAUCAGCUCAUCAUCUCCGCUGGAGUCAGCGUCGGUGCAGUCGGUGUGUGUGUUGGCCGUGUCUCCGGAUGGUUUGGCCCGGUUCUGGCCCAGUCUGGCCCACGAGGGGACGUACACGGAGACGCACGCUGAUCUGGGAGGACACCUGUGUAACUACGUGACCGCAGUCAGGGGAGGCAGCUUCAUCGUGUCCUCGUACCGCGGGCAGCUGCUGCGGGUGGGCAUGGAGGCUUCUGGAAGGCUCUAUCAGCGGGCAGUGCAGCAGGGACACGGGAUGCUGUCGGGGAUCGGACGCCGCGUCUCCAGUCUGUUCGGCCUCCGCAGCCCUCCAGCCGACACAGCCGUGCACAGUGUGUUGUGGGUGCCGGAUUCGGGAUGCCUCUACACACUCAGUACGUGUGGGUUGAAUAAGUGGGAGGUCGGGGACACCACGGAGGUUCAGGUCCUGAGCUGGAACGCCUGCCCGAGCCUCUCCGACAGCAUCGCCGACGCCAUCUGGGGUUCGGAGAGUAACUACGCUGAGCUGAAGGCGGGAGUAAACGUGGCGUAUCUGGACAUGCAGCUCAGUCACGCUGGCUUGGUGGUGUUGGCUGCAGCAUGGCAUCCUGCUGAUACUCCGUGUUUGGCGUAUUUCUGCUUGGUCACGCUCCCAGACACCACGCUACCCGUGUCAGACGAACUCUCUGUAGAGGUCACUAAGUACAACCCGCCGUUUCAGAGCGAGGAGGAGCUCCAUAAGACGAGGUUGUUGUUGCCGCGGGUGAAAAGUCCUGCAGCGUAUCUCUACAACGAGGAGCUGGUGUACACGUGCACCACCGGCGCCGGGCGCAGCGGGCUGCCAGAAGAGAAGCUGACCUUUAACGCCUCCGGUGACCGUAUCCGUGGUGGAGGCGUGUGUGCCGACUUGCCAGUUUUCUUCUCCCAGAUUAACGGCCUGGUUGCCGUGGUACCCAGAGAGAGCGCCUCCAUCUUGCCAGAGACCAUGGAGGAUUCUCUGUGUACUUCACUGGCUGGGCCUGGCCCUGAGGGGACUCCACUGGAGACACCACCUAAAAUGGACACGGUAGCACAAGAGGACAAAACAAAGCUGCUGAAACAAGCCUUCCUGGAGUUCUGCCGCAAUCGUGUAAUGGAGGCUCAGAAGAUGACGGACGAGCUCUUCCCUGACGACGGAGAGGGCGGCGCAGGAGGGGAGCUGGACGCGCUGGUGACUCAGAUCGACCUGGACCUGGUGGAUGAUUAUCCUGCGUCGGAUCCUCGCUGGGCCGAGUCCGUGCCUGAUGAGAACGCCGGCUUCACUCUGACCUCGCUGAUUCUGCUGCACCAGCUGGAGGACAAAAUGAAAGCUCACCACUGCUUCAUGGACUUCCUGCUGCAGACCGGGGUCCUGGACCGGCUCACCUCGACGACAGUGCGCUCGUCUCCCAUGGCGACUCGGAUGUUGCUAUGCGAACACGCGGAGAAGCUGUCGGCGGCCGUCGCGCUGAAGAACCACCACAGCAAGCAGCCGGAGCUGGUGAACGCCGCCGUCGUCGCCACGCUGAGGAAAACCGGUGCGAACGUGCCCUCCAGCCUCACGCCUGCUGACGUCUUCUUCAGAGAGGUGUCUCAGAUCUCCUCGAUCUUCGAGUCACUGCUGGAUGAGGAGGAGAAGUGUCUGAAGGAGAACCCCGUGACCUCAGUGAAGUGGGCCGAAGUCGUCCUCAACGUCAACAACAUCAUCAAGGACAUGCUCCAAGCAGCAGCGCAGUACAGAGAGACUAAAGCGUCCCUCUACAGAGCAGCAGAAAACGCCGCUCCCGAGCCGGAGUACAUCCCGUGGACAGCCUCGGGCGGAGUGGGCGGAGUUCGUACAGUCAUCGCCCGGCAGCAUGACGUGAUCCUGCGCAGUGUGUAUCCUCACGCUGACUCGGGACUCCGUAACGCUCUUAGCGAGCAGCUGGUGGCGCUGCUGGACUCGCUGCUCGGCGGUUACGUGGCUCAGCUCACCUCGCUGCGUCGCCCCGGGCAACAGGAGCGCUACGACGCCCUGGAGAUGGAGUACACACAGCGCCGCGCCGAACUGCUCACACCGCUCCUGGAGCUGGGUCAGUAUCAGUGGGUGGCGGCUCUGGCCGAAAAGUACUGCGAUUUUGACAUCCUGGUGCAGAUGUGCGAGCAGACGGACAAUCAGACUCGCCUGCAGCACUACAUGACUAAAUUCGCUGACCAGAACUUUGCGGACUUCCUGUUCCGCUGGUACAUGGAGAAGGGGAAGCGAGGGAAGCUGCUGUCUCAGCCCAUCGCUCAGCAUCAGCAGCUCGCCAGCUUCCUGCAGGCCCACGAACACCUGAGCUGGCUGCACCACAUCCACGUGCAGGACUUCCAGAGUGCCCACCACACUCUGUACAGCCAGGCCAACACAGAGACACGCUACUUCAGCAAGAAGAAAACUCUGCUAGCGCUGAGCAAACUCACGGCUCUGGCCUCAGACAUGCCCGAGCCGCUGCAGCGCAAGCAGGUCAACGACAUUGUGGAGCAGGAGCGCUUCCUCCUUCAUCAGGAGACUCUUCCCAAACAGCUGCUGGAGGACAAGCAGCAGAACCCAGACACCAUGCCUCUACUGAGUGCCCAUAACCUUAUUAAUCUGUAUAUAUGUGAUGAAAACCGCGGCGCUGAUGAGUAUGACUUCAAGAAAGCCCUCGACUUGCUGGAAUACAUCGACAAGGAAGACGCUGUGGAUAUUACAGCUCUGAAGUGUGCGAUUCUCAGCAAAGCCUUGAAGAAAGACUGGAAAGAGAAUUGGUCAGCCUCAGACGGCAGUGAUGAUCCUCUGGAGGCAGCUAGAGACAGCAUCUUUGUUAAAAUUCUCCAGAAACUCAUUCAGGAAGGCGUUCCUCUGCAGGAGUAUCUGCCCGAUGUGAAGGAGCUGCUGCAGGUAGACGAGUUGGAGGCUCUCAAAUCUAAACCCUUCUUUGAGUUCUUACUGAGAGCCAACUACGAGCACUUCGUCCAGUCGCAGAUCUGACCCAACAUUCCUGUCCUCUACUCUGCUCUACACUUUUCUACUGUGUGUGUUAGACUCUGUUCUCUCCACGUGAGGAUUUUUUUUUUUUUUUGAAUAAAUAAUGUAUUUGUGUAUCAC
This is a messenger RNA of Pangasianodon hypophthalmus (striped catfish), 3698 nucleotides long. RefSeq names its product nucleoporin 133 (gene nup133). Gene Ontology annotation, cellular component: nuclear pore outer ring. Gene Ontology annotation, biological process: protein import into nucleus; transcription-dependent tethering of RNA polymerase II gene DNA at nuclear periphery; poly(A)+ mRNA export from nucleus. The record is from RefSeq and is a predicted model, not a curated record. The transcript has 26 exons. The coding region runs from base 162 to 3581 and encodes 1139 amino acids. NCBI's taxonomy places the organism in Eukaryota, Metazoa, Chordata, Actinopteri, Siluriformes, Pangasiidae. Gene Ontology annotation, molecular function: structural constituent of nuclear pore; protein binding.